Messenger RNA from Rhinocladiella mackenziei CBS 650.93, 1203 nucleotides. RefSeq lists its product as uncharacterized. Bases 1 to 1203 code for a protein of 400 amino acids. Gene Ontology annotation, biological process: translational termination. The record is from RefSeq and is a predicted model, not a curated record. The transcript is spliced from 3 exons. NCBI's taxonomy places the organism in Eukaryota, Fungi, Ascomycota, Eurotiomycetes, Chaetothyriales, Herpotrichiellaceae. Gene Ontology annotation, molecular function: translation release factor activity.
AUGUAUACUACAAUCUCAGAGAGCGAUAUCCAGAUCUCUCCUAUCCUCCUUCAACGCGCUCGCGCUAUUGCCGCUGAACACAAGCAGCUGUCUGCUGCAAACGCCGACAAUUAUGAUGUCUCUGUUGCAAAGAAAAUCGGCGAAUUGAGCACGGUCUCGACGGCGUUGAGAGAGUGGGAGGAUGCGCAGAAUUCUUUAAAGGAACUCAACGGUCUUCUCAACGAUCCAUCAUCGGAUUCUGAAAUUCGGAACCUUGCGCAUUCAGACAUUGAAUCUACGAUCGCAACGCUACCAGCACUCGUUUCAAGCCUGAAAACCUCUCUCAUUCCUCCUCAUCCGUUUGCCAAUAUGCCUUGUAUGAUUGAAUUGCAUCCAGGGGCAGGUGGCAGCGAAGCAUCCCUCUUCGCACACACGCUUCUUAACAUGUAUAUCGACUUCUGUUCUCGCAUGAAAUGGCCAACCAACCUCGCCUCAUACACUCGUGAUGACUCGGUUUCCGACAGCGCUCUUACUGACGCCCUGCUUGAAGUAAACCAUCCAGGAAGCUAUGACAUCCUGCGUGCCGAAGCUGGGGUUCAUCGUGUACAGCGUGUUCCCGCAACGGAGAAGAAAGGACGAACUCAUACCUCCGCAGUCUCGGUUCUCAUUCUCCCCAACCUACCAGAAUCUGGUGCCGAAUCAGAGCUCGACUAUGAGGACCCUAAUUCAGACUACUAUAUUGCACCAUCAGAUGUUCGAUCCGAGACUAUGCGUGCGCGCGGUGCGGGCGGGCAGCAUGUCAACAAGACGGACUCCGCAGUUCGGCUCACACACAUCCCUACUGGGAUCGUCAUCUCAAUGCAAGAUUCUCGUUCACAGCACAAGAAUCGUGAAAAGGCCUGGCAACUGCUCCGCUCCAAACUUGCUCAAAUGAGACGAGAACAGCGGGAAGCGGAGGUCAUUAACCUACGUCGAAGUGUCAUGGGCGGAGUAGCCAAGACAGGGCGAGAGGAUAAAAUCCGUACGUAUAAUUACUCCCAGAGCCGGGUGACAGAUCAUCGCAGUGGGAAGGAGUCUUCAGAUCUGGACGGUGUGCUUGCAGGAGACGAGGCCCUGGAAGAAAUCAUGGAGAGCGCCAGGGAAUGGAUGAGCGAGAACGAAGUCAAGGGGCUACUAGCAGAAGAGGAGUUGAAAGCUAAGGCCAAUCGCAAUGGGAAAGGAUGA